Messenger RNA from Penicillium waksmanii, 1422 nucleotides. RefSeq names its product serine--tRNA ligase SES1. Bases 1 to 1422 code for a protein of 473 amino acids. The record is from RefSeq and is a predicted model, not a curated record. Gene Ontology annotation, molecular function: tRNA binding; ATP binding; serine-tRNA ligase activity. NCBI's taxonomy places the organism in Eukaryota, Fungi, Ascomycota, Eurotiomycetes, Eurotiales, Aspergillaceae. The transcript is spliced from 5 exons. Gene Ontology annotation, cellular component: cytosol. Gene Ontology annotation, biological process: seryl-tRNA aminoacylation.
AUGCUCGACCUUAACGAUUUCAUUACCGAGCGCGGUGGCGAUCCUAAGAAGAUCAAGGAGAGCCAGCGCCGACGUGGUGCGCCUGAGGAGGUAGUUGACGAAGUCAUUGCGCUGUACGAGGAGGCUCGCAAGGUUCGCUAUGGAGUCACCCAAAUCGGAUCCCAAAUGAACGCCCUUCUUAAGCAGAUUGGCAUGAAGAAGAAGAACAAGGAGGAUGCCAGCGACCUGAUUGCCGAGAAGACAAUUAUGGACAAGAGUAAGAAGGAGGCCGAGGACAAGGCUAUCGCGGUUGAGAACGAGCGCGACCGCAAGAUCCGCACCAUCGGAAACUACGUCCACGAUUCGGUUCCCGUUAGCCAGACUGAGGACGACAACCCAAUCGUCAAGACCUGGAAGCCCGAAGACGCAGCCAUGGACCGACCCGAUUGCCUCUCCCACCACGAAGUCCUAACCCGCCUGGACGGCUACGACCCCGAGCGCGGCGUGAAGAUCGUCGGACACCGUGGAUACUGUCUGACCGGCUAUGGUCUCUUCCUGAACCUGGCUCUGGUCAACUAUGGAUUGGAGUUCCUGUUCAACAAGGGCUACACGCCCAACCAACCCCCGCAGUUCAUGCUCAAGGACCUCAUGGCCAAGACUGCCCAGCUGGAGCAGUUCGAUGAGGAGUUGUACAAGGUUACCGAGGGUGAGGAUAGCUCUACGGAUAAGUACCUCAUUGCUACCUCGGAGCAACCGCUUUCUGCUCUGCACGACGGCGAGUGGUUGCAGGAGAAGGAUCUGCCUAUCAAGUACGCCGGUUACAGCACAUGCUACCGCAAGGAAGCCGGUGCGCACGGCAAGGACGCAUGGGGUAUCUUCCGAGUCCACCAGUUCGAGAAGAUCGAACAAUUCGUCCUGACCAAGCCCGAAGACUCAUGGAAGGCCUUCGACGAUAUGAUGAACACCUCGGAGGAAUUCUACAAGUCCCUGGGUCUACCAUACCAAGUUGUCUCGAUCGUCUCCGGCGCGCUGAACAACGCCGCGGCCAAGAAGUACGAUCUGGAAGCGUGGUUCCCCUUCCAGAAGGAAUACAAGGAGCUCGUCUCCUGCUCCAACUGCCUGGACUACCAGUCCCGGGCACUGGAGAUCCGAUUCGGUCAGAAGAAGGCCACGGAUCUGAAGAAGACCUACGUGCACGCGCUGAAUGCUACUCUCUGCGCCACUGAGCGUACUCUUUGCUGUGUUCUGGAGAACUACCAGAGGGAAGAUGGUAUUGUGGUUCCUGAGGUUCUGCGCAAGUAUAUUCCCGGACAGCCGGAGUUCUUGCCUUACACUAAGGAGUUGCCUAAGGAUACUACCUCUGCGCGUGUUAAGGCCAAGCAGCAAGCGAAGGCUGGAGCUGCUGAUGAGGCGGCUAAGAAGAUGAAGGAUCUUCAGGUUUAA